AUGUUUCGACGACAAGCACGUUUGCGCGCUGAAUACAUUUACAGAAAAACCGUCGAAAAGAAGCAACGAAUUGAGGAUGAAAAGAGGCGACGAGUUCGCUCCGCGAUUGAAGAUAAUAGGCCAAUUCCCACUGAAUUGAGGAAAGAUGCCAUUAAUCUGCAAAAAGAAGCUCAGUGGGGCGGUAGACUAUUUUAUGAUGAAUAUAGAUGGGCAGGCACUGCCGAUCCAAAAAUUGUUAUUACAACUAGUCGAUUGCCGUCUGCUACACUAAAAGUUUUUGCCAAGGAAAUGCGACUUAUGUUUCCCAAUGCACAGCGGAUGAAUCGUGGUCAUUAUGAUAUAAAACACCUCAUUGAAGCUUGUCGAGCAAAUGAUGUCACGGAUGUGAUUGUACUCCAAGAGACUUUGGGGAAACCUGACUGCAUGAUUGUUUGUCAUCUUCCUCUUGGGCCAACAGCUUAUUUUAACAUCUCUAAUGUCGUCAUGAGGCACGAUACGCCUGGAAAAAUUCCUGUUUCCGAAGAGUACCCGCAUCUUCUAUUUUUUAAUCUUACGACAAACCUUGGGAAAAGAGUAACAAAUAUCUUGAAAUACCUUUACCCUGUUCCAAAGCCGACCAGUCGCCGUAUAAUAACUUUCAGCAAUGAAGAAGACUUUAUCAGUUUUCGUCAUCAUACCUACAGAAAAGGAGAAACGGGUGAAAUUGAGCUGACAGAAAUUGGACCGCGUUUUGAAUUGAUGCCUUUCCGAAUCAUAUUAGGAACUCUUGAACAGUUAGGAGUAGCUCAGGUAGAAUGGGAGUUAAAAUCAUUUUUGAAUACUGCAAGCAAGCGUCAGCUGUUAGCUCUUCCUGCGGAAGAGGAAGACGAGGAAUAG
This is a messenger RNA of Enterobius vermicularis (human pinworm), 876 nucleotides long. Lineage: Eukaryota; Metazoa; Nematoda; Chromadorea; Rhabditida; Oxyuridae. The record is from the annotation of a GenBank genome assembly.